UUGGGCAACGGAAAAGCCCAAGCCGGUUCCCGACCCUGGCAGUGUUCUGUGCUGGGUUUUCUUGGGGAGGGUCGAGGGACGGUUUUCUGCUGGUGCUGCAGCAGCCUCCCAGGGUAGCAGAGCUGGGACUUCGCCGUGCUGCAUCCCCUGCUCGGGUAAUGUUUCUCUAUUGCAUCUCUCCAGCACGGGGCAGAGCCCAGAGGACCUGCCUGCACUAGAGUUCCAGAGAGAGCGUAGGAUCCCGAGACAGCAGAACAGAUGCACCCUUUGGCAGCCAAUUGCACCCUGCACUAGAGAGAAGUCCAGGGAUGUUAUAUUUUGGGAUUAUAUUUCUCCACCGUGGAAUUCAUGCAGUUCAUUCCAGAAACAUUGACCCUCUGCUUCUGUGACACACCCUCGCUGAAGGUCUGAUGGACAGACACUUUCUCUUGACCUUGCAGCUGUUUUCUUUCACGUGGAAGUUGGAAGACAAGGUGAAAGUGGCCAAAAGUUACCUGCUUUGGUGGAUAGGUGUGCUCCCCUUGGUUCUCAGAACAUGGGCCCUCGUUUAAAGCUGCAGCUGUGAUCCUCGGCUCUCUGUUGGCAUUGAAGGGACCUGAUGUUUUACGUCAUUGGUGGCAUCACAGUGUCUGUGGUUGCAUUCUUCUUCACAAUUAAGUUCCUCUUCGAGCUUGCCGCACGUGUAGUCAGCUUCCUCCAGAAUGAGGACCGAGAACGCCGAGGGGACCGGACUAUAUAUGACUACGUGCGGGGAAAUUACCUGGAUCCCCGGUCAUGCAAAGUCUCCUGGGAUUGGAAGGACCCCUAUGAGGUGGGCCACAGCAUGGCCUUCCGAGUGCAUUUAUUCUAUAAGAACGGGCAGCCCUUUCCUGCACAUCGGCCUGUAGGACUAAGAGUUCACAUCUCUCAUGUUGAGCUAGCAGUGGAAAUUCCAGUGACCCAGGAAGUCCUCCAGGAGCCCAGUUCCAACGUGGUCAAGGUGGCCUUCACUGUGCGCAGGGCUGGGCGGUACGAAAUCUCAGUGAAGCUUGGUGGAUUAAACGUGGCCUAUAGUCCCUACUACAAGAUUUUUCAGCCUGGAAUGGUGGUUCCUUCCAAGACCAAAAUUGUGUGCCAUUUUUCUACUCUCGUGUUGACCUGUGGGCAGCCACACACUCUUCAAAUAGUGCCCCGAGAUGAGUAUGACAACCCUACCAACAAUUCCACGUCCUUGAGAGAUGAGCACAAUUACAGUCUGUCCAUUCAUGAGCUCGGUCCUCCGGAAGAAGAGAGCACUGGUGUCUCAUUUGAGAAGUCAGUGACAUCCAACCGGCAGACCUGCCAGGUGUUCUUGCGGCUCACCCUGCAUUCUCGAGGCUGCUUCCAUGCCUGCAUUUCAUACCAAAACCAGCCAAUCAAUAAUGGCGAAUUUGACAUUAUUGUCCUAAGUGAGAAUGAGAGGAAUAUUGUCGAACGCAAUGUGUCCACCUCAGGAGUGAGCAUUUACUUUGAAGCUUAUCUGUAUAAUGCUGCCAACUGCACCAGCACGCCGUGGCACCUCCCGCCCAUGCACACAAGCUCUGCCCAGCGCCGGCCCUCCACGGCUCUGGAGGAGGAAGAUGAAGACUCACCCUCUGAGUGUCACACCCCUGAGAAGGUGAAGAAACCUAAGAAGGUGUACUGCUACGUGUCACCAAAGCAAUUCUCAGUGAAGGAGUUCUACCUGAAAAUCAUUCCCUGGCGCCUUUAUACCUUCCGAGUGUGCCCAGGAACAAAAUUUUCGUACCUUGGCCCUGACCCUGUCCAUAAGCUGCUCACACUGGUGGUGGAUGACGGCAUUCAGCCUCCUGUGGAGCUCAGCUGUAAGGAGAGGAACAUCCUAGCGGCCACGUUCAUCCGCUCACUCCAUAAAAACCUAGGAGGCUCUGAGACCUUUCAGGACAAGGUGAACUUUUUCCAGAGAGAGCUUCGGCAGGUACACAUGAAAAGACCACAUUCCAAAGUCACCCUGAAGGUCAGCAGACAUGCCUUGUUGGAAUCGUCUCUGAAAGCCACUCGGAAUUUCUCCAUCUCAGAUUGGAGCAAGAACUUUGAAGUGGUUUUUCAGGACGAAGAAGCUCUGGACUGGGGAGGGCCUCGCCGGGAAUGGUUUGAGCUAAUCUGCAAAGCACUAUUUGACACCACCAAUCAGCUCUUCACCCGAUUCAGUGACACCAACCAAGCAUUAGUGCAUCCCAACCCUAAUCGCCCCGCUCAUCUGCGCCUAAAGAUGUAUGAGUUUGCAGGGCGCCUGGUGGGCAAGUGUCUCUAUGAGUCCUCUCUAGGAGGAGCCUACAAGCAGUUGGUCCGAGCUCGCUUCACCCGUUCUUUCUUGGCCCAAAUCAUAGGACUGCGUAUGCAUUACAAGUACUUUGAAACAGAUGACCCAGAAUUCUACAAAUCUAAAGUUUGUUUCAUCCUCAACAAUGACAUGAGUGAGAUGGAGCUGGUCUUUGCAGAAGAGAAAUAUAACAAAUCAGGUCAAUUGGAUAAGGUCAUAGAACUUAUGACAGGUGGAGCUCAAACCCCAGUCACCAACGCGAAUAAAAUCUUCUAUUUAAAUUUGCUGGCCCAGUAUCGGCUGGCCAGUCAAGUGAAAGAGGAAGUGGAACAUUUCCUAAAAGGCCUGAAUGAGUUGGUCCCUGAGAACCUUUUGGCUAUUUUUGAUGAGAAUGAGCUUGAGCUGCUGAUGUGUGGGACUGGGGACAUCAGUGUGUCCGACUUCAAAGCCCAUGCGGUGGUCGUUGGUGGCUCAUGGCAUUUCAGAGAAAAGGUCAUGAGGUGGUUUUGGACCGUGGUUUCCAGUUUGACUCAGGAGGAGUUGGCUCGGCUACUUCAGUUCACAACAGGCUCGUCCCAGCUACCACCUGGAGGCUUUGCCGCCCUCUGUCCCUCAUUCCAGAUUAUUGCCACUCCGACCCAUAGCACGCUACCAACUGCACACACGUGUUUCAACCAGCUGUGCCUCCCUACGUAUGACUCAUAUGAAGAGGUGCACAGGAUGCUGCAGCUGGCCAUCAGUGAGGGCUGCGAGGGCUUCGGCAUGCUCUGACCACUCUCUUGCCAUCCAUUUGGCUCCCGUGCUUUCUGGAGCAUCCGGGUGCACGUAACAGACACAACCACUGACCCUAACGUACACAAAACCAUCAGCCAGAAGCUGCUGCGUGCUCUCCGUGUCUGGAGUAUUCAGUCACCUGCAAGCCUUGUCCUUCCCUCGCCCCUCCUUUCCCAUCCCCCCCCGCAAGCCACUUUGGCAGGUACAUAAUCUGAGCAACUCACUCAGUCACGCGAGGAGGGCCAUGCUGCUAUGCUUGCACUUGGUUCUUAGAAAGCUCUCAGUAGCCGGAGUGGCACUGGACUACCUCUCAUGGUGACUGAUAGAACAAAAGGAUCUUUUCUGUGGUGUCAGAACUGGAAAAGGAGCUUUCCUUGCAAGCGUUUCUGGAAAUGAUCAUUAAUCCACAAAGAAGAACUCCCUAAUAAGCUUUUUCUUGAGUAUAAGCAUGUGAGAUAGACAGACCUAAGAAUGUGAAAGAUAGCUGGGCUGUUGCCUCCAGUGCUGAAUGUGAUUCUCCUUUAGGGUUAUGGGGCAUGUCUAGGCACGUGGCUGGCUUGAAGACUACUGAUGCUUGUCCCUGAGUUUGUUCUUUACACUGAGGUGUGGCUGGGCUCGGCCACUCACCUCCAGCUCAUGCGGUCUGCUAAGAGCUGGGGGUUCUUUAGAUUUCUAUUGAAGAAACUUUUGCAGCAAGAGAUUGGGACAGUAUGAUAGCAUGCCACCGAUCCCUGGUUCUCUCUUUGCUUGGUGUUCCCUGGCAGCACUAAGGCAAGGGAAAAGGAAUCAGUAAUUUAAUUGCUCCUCAAAGGUCCUUAGGGUCAGGACACAGGGAACACACAUAGAGGAGAUACAUCAGAUGAUAAGUAAACACCUAGCUGUCCCAGUUACUUCCUGUCACUCCAUCAGUUACCAACAAGGGCAGCUAAAGAGGGAGGAAGAUAAAUUAGGUUCACUGUUAUGUGAUGAUGGAAGAGAACCUGCAGCUGUUUCUUGGAAGAUGACAACCACCUUUUUCAUUACGAUUUGAAUGAAGACGUUUUCAAGACUCAAAAUCUCAUUGAAUUCCCAAAUUUCUGUUUCUAAGAAGGCUUUGCUGCAAGCUACCUUUCCCAAUGGGGCGUUCGACUCUGAAAAUAUUUACAAGCCAUCUUUAUUGCCAAAACCAGCAAGUACAAAGAGUCCAGAGAUGAGGCGGGACUUGCAGCAAUGCCUUGGCCUCCUGGAAGCACGCCUGAGCCCUCCUGUUCCCAGAGAUCACGAGGAACAAGCCUUCCUGAGCUGCUACAAUUCCUGCCUGACCUCACUCCUUCGCAGUUGUCAUUUGUCCUUCUUGGCAUGGGUGCUGACCUCACUCAUCCUUGGGGUCUAGGAUCAAGCAUCAGGGCCUCUGUACCCCAGGGUCCUCCAUGCCACACGGUCACUGCUGUCCUCAGGGACCAGGACAAGGUGCUGCUGCCUGCCCCGGUGUUUUCCUAUGGGAUAUGUACAGGCAAGUUUCAUCAUCCCCCGGGAAACCUGAUGCUGCCCCUCGGGCCCGGAGAGGGUUUCCAGCUGGGGGGCACGUGGGUUGGUUCUGCUGUCUUUGGCUGUUGUUUCUCUUCUGGAUUCUGCAUUCUCCUCUCCAGAGACUCAUGCUGGAGCUCAAGUUGAUUUUCUUGGUUAGAUCUGUCCUUUUAAGCUCUAGUCAUAGCACUUUUCAGAGCAUCCUGGGUACCAUUGCAGCCCAGCUGCAUCCUGCAGUGGUCCUUAGCCCCAAGGUCUUUGUUUAACAAACCCUUUGGUACUGUUGUGGUUUUCUGUUCUUCCCGUUUACCCUAUCUCUCCUAACUAUUCAAAAGUAUCUUUGCUCGUUAGGCCUUUCCUUUGACCUUUUUUUCUAAUCCUGCUUUGGAACUAGCCAGUGUGGAGAGAGGUACACCAUGUCGGAGAGAAGGAAGAGUGUCUGUUACUUCUUGAGCAGUUUUCUAUUCACGUUUCUUAUUUUGGCCAGCUUGUUUUAUUUAUGCCCUUGUGACCCAGAUGCUUGGGGAGCCAGCUAACCUCCUGGCCUUUAGUCUCUUCAAAGGAGACCAGGCACCAAGUGAACACCAAGGAAGAUGUCGGCAUGUUUCUAGAACUUCAGCAGAAACCAAGCCCUGCUGCUGCAAAUUUGUCAGGCCAGACAAAAGGGCCAGACAGUUGCAGCAAUAGUGUAAAUAUUUUGUACAGUAAAUAAAUGAAUGUUUAAAAGGA
Messenger RNA from Globicephala melas (long-finned pilot whale), 5308 nucleotides. RefSeq names its product apoptosis resistant E3 ubiquitin protein ligase 1 (gene AREL1). The record is from RefSeq and is a predicted model, not a curated record. Gene Ontology annotation, cellular component: cytoplasm. Gene Ontology annotation, biological process: negative regulation of apoptotic process; protein polyubiquitination. Gene Ontology annotation, molecular function: ubiquitin protein ligase activity. Lineage: Eukaryota; Metazoa; Chordata; Mammalia; Artiodactyla; Delphinidae.